Messenger RNA from Anisakis simplex (herring worm), 99 nucleotides. NCBI's taxonomy places the organism in Eukaryota, Metazoa, Nematoda, Chromadorea, Rhabditida, Anisakidae. The record is from the annotation of a GenBank genome assembly.
AUGAAAUCUUCAGGCAGAGAAAGUGUUGAGUCGGAGACAGAAUCAAUUUCGAGCGCACCUGAGGACCAGCACAGUGCCAACAUCUUUGAAAAUACUGCG